UUAUGAUUUUAUUUUACCAAAUCUUUUUUUCUGUGUAUUUUUUUGUUUUAUUUUGUAUUUUUACAAUUUUAUCGCAUUAUUAUUUAAUUGCAGAGAAUUGAUAUUUCCAAUUUUUGUUUCAUAUACCUUAAGUCUUCGGUUUAUUUUUGUUUGUUUUCUUUCUCCAAUUAUAAUGUACAGUUCGACCGUUUUUUUCUUUUUUUUGGAUCAAAUUACUAAUAUCAUCAGAUAGAAAAGCUUAAACUCUAAGAAUGGAGUGAGUAUUUGUGCUAGAAAAACUGAUUUAACCACUAAUAUAGUGAGAUAUUAUAAUAUUAGAAGGUAUGGAAACUCUUCUAUGUUGUCCUACGCUGGACAUAAUUAAGUUGUUAUCAAUUGAUUCUAUAUUUGUGAUAACUGAAAAUACAUCUUUAUGUCUUCCUUACAUCAUCCUUAAUUGGUUUACGGUUCGACCAUUUCUAAUAUACUGAGAGUAACAUAAAAUUAGAUGUUGAUUAUCUCCUCCCAAUUAGGAAUGCACAGAAUGAGAGAAAUUCAAGAUGAGACCUCUUUACAAUUUUGUCAUCAUAUCUAUAUAGAGUUAGUUUAUAGAUUACUCUAUCUGUUUCAAAAUGUAAUCAAUUUUAAUUAAAAUCUGCAAUUAUUAAAAGUUAUUACUUUAGAAAACUGUCAUUUAAUAUAUAAAUUUAAUCAAUUACACAAUAAUUUACAUAAUUUAAUUGGUCAUACUAUAUCCAAUAAAUAUAAAGUUACAUUGAAAUAUAAAAACAAUUUCCCUACCAAAAAAAAAACAAUUUAUAUAGUGAAACAAAAAAUACUUUUAAACCAUUAUAUUAUAAAACAAAGAGAAUAUGUAAAUUAUAUUGAAACAUUAGAAUAGUAAAAAUCAAAGAAGCUGAAAUCUCAACGUCGAUAAUUUACGUUGGCCAUGUUAUUGACUUUGAAGAUAACGUGAAUGAUCAAGAACAAAAAGAUUAAUUUUAGCUUCAGUCUUUUUUUUUAAAUCAUUUUACCAAAAAGAAAAAAAGAACAGGAAGAUGACUAAUAAAAAAAGAUACAAACAGAGUACUGUAAAAAGGUGUUGAUCACAAUAGCAAACAUUAUAGUUGCAAAAAUAAUCAACUUUAUAUUAAAUAUUAGUCAAAAUAAUAAAUAUAUAAUAUUAAUAAAUUUCAUUCUAAAUAUAAUUUAAGUUUUAAAAACUUUAUGCUGCACAUGGUGCAGGAAAACAUCUAGUAUUAUUUGAAUUUCAAAAACUAUCUGAUGCACUGACUUUUUAUGACAAAUCAAAUUUAAGGAACUGGGCAAGAGAUUGAGAGGAGGGGUGUGGAGAAGUACAAAGAGUCUUUACUUGAUGAGUUAUAAUGGAGCAUUGAAGUGCCAUUGUUGUAGUCGUAGGAGUUAUACCGGUGAAGUUGGGUAGACGAACAGUUUUGGAGUCGCUGGAGACGUCUGAGGCGAGUAGACUAAAGAAAAGGAAGCUAUAAGUUAUACAAUGGGCUGACUAUUUUGAUGGGUUUGGAUGGUUCGAGACCCAUCAUCUAAACAUUCGCUAUGACAUGACAGUUUGAUUGGUGGGGAAUAUUUUGUCCUAUGUGGCACUCUUAAGAAGCCUUAAAAUUAGUAACUUUUAUAUAGUAGGAUUGUUAAUUCGGAUAGCGGUCAAAAAAUUAUAGCUUUUUUUUUUGUUUCUUUAAGGGUUAAUACUUUUUUUAAGGGUUAAUACAUUCAUGGAUAUUGAUUAAAUUUUGUCCAAAUGAAAAAAUAAAAACACAAAAAUGUCAAAUGAACGACCUACCGCAGAGACUGAGUCAGAGUCUUGAAUAAUAACAGACAGAAGUUCGUUCAAAACAUAAAAGACAGAAGUCAACGGCUGAGGUCCCUGCCAAUAUUCAAAAGAUCAAGUUGUUUGUUAUAGGAAUGCCCCAUAAACGAAACUCGACCCGAAUAAUACAAAAUAAAGUAUACUGUAAAGUUGAUGCAAUUGAUGACAAUACUGAAACCUGUUUCCAAGAAUGCACAACUGGAAUUGAUUUGGAUGUUAACAAACAAAUCAGCAUUUAUAUUGUAAAUCACUAACCUGUGUUUAUAUCAAUAGUGUGAAAUUUUCUUGCAGCCGAUCGAAUGGAAAAUAAAAUUUUAUUAAUUUUUUGGUUGAAAAGCUUGAAUAUCAUUUUCUGCCAAUUAAAUCAUUCAUGGCAAACAAAGUGACGUUUACUUCCUCUUGUCAUUUUUUGAGUAUGUAAUCACCAAUCGCCAAUUUUUUUAUUAUAUAAGAGAGACGACAUUGAUAUCCUAAAAUUUCCAUUUCACAAUCAUAUAUUGUAAAUAAGUUUAUUUUUAAACAUCCAUGGCAUAUCUCAUAUUAGUAACCAGAAACAGAAUCCUCAUGGAUGAGAGUCACAAUAGAUUUGGGAACAAACAGAAAAAGAUUCAAAGACUGAAUUCUAGAAAUUCUCCUUCAUAAGAUUUUACUGGUACUUGAUUGUAGUUUCUUCGUACACAAGUAGUCUUUGCUGACUCAAAUCUUGUUUUCUUAUAGUCUUGAGUUCACGAAUAGUUUUAUUGUCGCGAGUGAGAUCGUUUAUGCAUGUCCGUUGAAUGCUCUUUUAACUUUGAAACAUUUUGUAGUAUAAUUCUAAAGAAAACGAAUGUUUCAAAGUUUCAAAAACUCAUUGUCCACAUAUGACGAGAUAUUAAAUAUUAAAAAAAAGAACAAAAUUACCGCAAAGGCGACCGGUUCCACGGGUAACCAACCUAACACCAUUUUCUUAAAUCUCGUCGACGCGUCUGAAUUUAUUUAUAUAUUCAUUCAUUUCAGACAGUAUGAGAAUAAUCCGCCUUGAUCUUUCUGAUCUUUCUUUUUGUCCGGCGAAGUUAUGGACCGUUCUACGCCGACACAUAACUCUUCAAACAAGGGUCUAAGCGUGAGCUAUCUCGUCUCUCUGAUGGUACUCUGCGCCAGGCACGCGAAUCGCCUCUCCAAGAAGCUAAAGCCGAAGAAGCGAACUCGCUACGAAAACUUCGGCGGCCGAUGGAAUAUGGCGAGCUCGCCGAUGAGAUUUAAGGCUGAAAAGGAGAAAACGGCGGCGAUGGAAGAGGAGCAGCAUGGCCUUUGGCAAAGAGAGAUUUUGAUGGGCGGAAAAUGUGAGCCGUUAGAUUUCUCGGGAGUGAUUCACUACGACCGUAAUGGACGGCAGUUAAGAGAGAUGCCACCGAGGUCUCCACGUGGCUCUCCGUUCCCAGUUCUUAAGACGGGUCGCCGUGAACGGGUCACCGUUGGACAUGAUAGGAACUAAUGAUUUUGAAGCAGUAAACAUAUUAUGUAAUUAUUGUCUAACUGAUUUCACGAACUCAAAGAUAUAGAACUCGAACACAAGUAAUGAUCACACAAAUAAGAAACUCUUCUUAUUAAUCUCUUGAUGAAACUAACUCAAAACCUCAAGCUCUCAAACUCAUAAACUCACACACACAUAUCAUCUCAUGAUCUCUCUAUUUAUAAAUAAGUAAUCCUAAUCUUAUUAGUAUUCAUAGAUAUAGAUAACUCCUAAAUCUAUUUGA
Molecule: messenger RNA, 3561 nt
Organism: Brassica rapa (field mustard)
Lineage: Eukaryota; Viridiplantae; Streptophyta; Magnoliopsida; Brassicales; Brassicaceae
Source: RefSeq, a predicted model, not a curated record